UUCACAUUCAGCCUGAUCCUCCUUCCAGUCAGUCAGUUUACUGCAGCUCAGACCUGACAGCUAGUUUACCUCUACCAGUUAAUAGUUAGUUAAACUCUACCAGCUCAGACCUGAUAACUGGUUUCACUCUACCAGUUCUGACCCGCUAACUAACUAGUUACUCGUACGGUACCAGACCUGAUGCUGUAGGUUUCUGGGCUGCUGCUGGAAAUAUGAACCUUCCUACAGUCCAGAUCCUGCUGCUGUGGAUCCUCUCUGCUGGUACUGGUCCGGUGUUGUGCUCAGAAGAUGAGACUCGGCUGGUGAAGACUCUUUUUAGUGGAUAUAAUAAAGUGGUUCGUCCGGUGAAUCACUUCAGCGAAGCCGUUGUGGUGACGGUCGGACUGCAGCUGAUCCAGCUCAUCAGUGUGGAUGAAGUGAACCAGAUCGUGACGAGUAACGUUCGUCUCAGACAGCAAUGGAUGGACGUGAACCUGAAGUGGAAUCCAGACGACUACGGAGGAAUCAGGAAGAUCAGAGUCCCAUCGACGGAUAUCUGGAAACCUGAUCUGGUGCUUUACAACAACGCCGACGGAGACUUCGCCAUCAUCCAUGAAACCAAAGUUCUGCUGGAACACACCGGGAUGAUCACCUGGAACCCACCGGCCAUCUUCAAGAGCUACUGCGAGAUCAUCGUCCUCCACUUCCCCUUUGACCUGCAGAACUGCAGCAUGAAACUGGGAACGUGGACGUAUGACGGUCUGCUGGUGGUCAUCAACCCCGACAGCGACCGUCCUGACCUCAGUAACUUCAUGGAGUCUGGUGAGUGGGUUCUAAAGGACUACCGGAGCUGGAAGCAUUGGGUUUACUACACCUGCUGCCCCGACACGCCCUACCUGGACAUCACCUACCACUUCCUGAUGCUGAGGCUGCCGCUCUACUUCAUCGUCAACGUCAUCAUCCCCUGCAUGCUGUUCUCUUUCCUGACUGGACUCGUCUUCUACCUGCCCACCGACUCCGGUGAGAAGAUGACCCUGUCCAUCUCCGUCCUGCUGUCCCUCACCGUCUUCCUGCUGGUCAUCGUGGAGCUCAUCCCCUCCACCUCCAGCGCCGUGCCCCUCAUAGGGAAGUACAUGCUCUUCACCAUGGUCUUCGUCAUCGCCUCCAUCAUCAUCACCGUCAUCGUCAUCAACACCCACCACCGCUCGCCCAGCACCCACACCAUGCCGGCCUGGAUACGCAAGGUCUUCAUUGAGACCAUCCCCAACAUGAUGUUCUUCUCCACCAUGAAGCGUCCCAGCCAGGAGAUCCGCCAGAAGAGGCUUUACCCCACCGACAUGGACAUCUCCGACAUCUCAGGUAACCCGACACCGACCAGCGUCACCUAUCAGUCUCCCAUAUCCAAGAACCCGGACGUUCGCAGCGCCAUCGAAGGAGUCAAGUACAUCGCUGAGACCAUGAAGUCAGACGAGGAAUCCAACAACGCGGCGGAAGAGUGGAAGUUCGUUGCCAUGGUGCUGGACCACAUCCUUCUCUGUGUUUUUAUGGCUGUUUGCAUCAUUGGGACCGUCGCCGUCUUCGCCGGGAGGCUCAUCGAGCUCAACAUGCUGUAAACCGUGAAGGACGGAUCAGAGAAAAGUGUUUUUCAGUGGACUGGUUCAGGUUUGUUGUCUCAGACAGAGAGAUGAAGGCUGAGCUGAUGUUUAAAGAUGGAGAGUGCUUUCAGUCGUGUCGUCUCCGAGUUUGUCGUUUUGUGUUGUUGCUGAAAUGGCAGUAAAAGAAACGUGGAGGCGUCUCAGAGACACUGUGAGGUACGAGUCUUACUUGAAGCUAUUCUUGUCACAAACACUUUUUCUAUUGUUUGUCGUUUCUGUACAGUUUGUGAAGCUGCCGUCGCUCUGCUGAGUUUCUCUUCUGACUCGCAGGAUUGUGUUCUGUUGUUUUUUGGCAGCUUGAUUUGAGGUUUGGGUCACAUAUUCUCUAAGUGUUGAAUGUUUUCUGAGUGCAGGCGAGACAUUUUCCUGUCAGGAAGUUUGAUUGAUUGGUUUCGUCUGACGCUCAUCUGACGUUUUAUUUCAAGUCUUUUCUACUUUGAGUACUAUUCAUGGGAGAGUUGCAGGAUUAGAUUUGAUUGAUUUUCAACCACUGUGAAGGUUUGAAGUGGUCUGAAAACAUCUAGUCUGUGGAGUUACUGCUGGAUGUUGAAGCAAUGAAGCUUCUUACAGUUUAACAGCGAGGACACCACGGUGGAAGAUCACUGAAAGUCUGAAUGAUUGCAGAUUUACAGGAAAUCUUCAGAUAUCUUGCUGGAAUAUUCCUUUUCUUCAUCUGGUCGACCAGGAUUCUAGUUCAUCCUCAGACCUUCAUGAUACAUCCAGAAAUGUCUUCAAUAUACAGCCCCAUAUCAUCAUACUGCCACCUCCGUGCUUCACUGUCAGGACCAUGCAUCCACUGUGGUAGUCCUGGUCAGGUUCUCACCAAACAUCUGGACUCCAUCUGAGCCCAACUCAUUGAUCUUCAUCUGACCAAAGAACGUUCUCCAGCAUCCAUCCAGCUUCUUCUCGAGUUCUUCAGCAAACUUUCAUCUGGAAGUUUAGUUAUGAGCAGCAACCAGGAUUUUUUGGGGGUAAUCUUUGACAAAUCGUAAGUAAUUUUUGGAUAGUCUGUACCUCAUUUUGGAUUUAUUUUGACUCGUCUAGUUCAAUUUGGCCCUGUGACAGACUGGCGACCUGUCCAGGGUGUCCCCUGCCUUCGCCCGAGUCAGCUGGGAUAGACUCCAGCACCCCCCAUGACCCUAAUGAGGAUGGAGCGGUGUAUAGAGGAUGGAUGGAUGGAUAGUUCAAUUUGUUUUGGUCAUUUUGGAUAAAUUGGGAAUAAUUUUGGACAAAAUUUAAGUUUGUAAUGGUCAGAUGUUGAGUCAUUCUGGACGAGAUUCAAGUAAUUUUGGCCAAAUUUUAGAAUUUGUGACGAUUUUGAGUUAUUUUGGACUUUCUGGUUUUGAUUUUGUUUUUAUGUAGGAACUCCCACCUCCAUGCUUCACUGUCAGGACGAUGCGUUCACUGAAGUAGUUCCUUCUAAGAGAGGCUAAAAUGACCACAAGGAGGCACAAAAUGAUGACAUGGCACAAAAGAGGGCCACACAUUCACACAAAAAGCCUCCAUGCUUCACUGUCAGGACCAUACAUCCACUGUGGUAGUCCUGGUGAGGUUCUCACCAAACAUCUGGACUCCAUCUGAGCCCAACUCAGUUAUCCAUCCAUCCAUCCAUCCAUCCAUCCAUCCUCUAUACACCACUUUAUCCUCACUAGGGUCAUGGGGGGUGCUGGAGUCUAUCCCAGCUGACUCGGGCGAAGGCAGGGGACACCCUGGACAGGUCACCAGUCUGUCACAGGGCUACAUAUACAGACACACAAUCACUCUCACA
This is a messenger RNA of Acanthochromis polyacanthus (spiny chromis), 3402 nucleotides long. It is a transcript of the gene chrna1, whose product is annotated as cholinergic receptor, nicotinic, alpha 1 (muscle). NCBI's taxonomy places the organism in Eukaryota, Metazoa, Chordata, Actinopteri, Pomacentridae. Gene Ontology annotation, biological process: nervous system process; monoatomic ion transmembrane transport; signal transduction. Gene Ontology annotation, molecular function: transmembrane signaling receptor activity; acetylcholine-gated monoatomic cation-selective channel activity. The record is from RefSeq and is a predicted model, not a curated record. Gene Ontology annotation, cellular component: neuron projection; synapse; postsynaptic membrane. The transcript has 10 exons. The coding region runs from base 213 to 1592 and encodes 459 amino acids.